AUUUCUGAAUGCUGUAGGUUGCAACAGAUUGCGAAGUUUAUCACGAAUUGAACGAGAACUUUAUGCUUGAUUUUAGGUUUAAAGAGUUUUGUUAGCCGUAUAAUGCCGUUAUUUUCUAGUUCCUCACCCUUUGAUCAAGAUGUUGAGAAAGCCACUAGCGAACUCAACACAACAGAUGACUGGCAGCUUAUUAUGGAAAUAUGCGAUCGUAUUCCACGUUCAUCGAGUGGACCUAAAGAUGCAUUGCGAUCGAUAAUGAAGAGAGUCAACCAUAGGGUUCCCCAUGUUGCUAUGCAGGCCUUGACUCUUUUGUCAGCAUGUGUAAAUAACUGUGAUAAAGUAUUCCACUUGGAGGUGUGUUCAAGAGAUUUUGUCAAUGAAGCAAAAAAUAUAAUUUCCAGGGGACAUCCCAGAGUAACAGAAAAAUUGAAAAGUCUGAUAAAAGAAUGGGCAGUUAGCUUCAAGGAUGACCCACAGUUAAGUUUAAUACCAUCACUUUAUAAAGAACUUAAAGCUGAAGGGAUUGAGUUUUCUGAUAGUUCCAAGGAUUCAAGUUUAAGCUCAGCUGGCUAUACAACACGUUCAUCUGCAUCGUCAUCAUCAUCAACUGCCUCCCCACAACAGGAAGAUGAAGAUUUAGCAAAAGCAAUUGAGUUGUCCCUUCAAGAAGCAGAAGCAGGGAAGCCAAAAGUGUCUAGUUUGUAUCCGAGCUUUAGUUCACUUUCACCAGCGCCUUCAAGAAGAGUCGAGACGAAACAAGUGCGAGCGUUGUACGAUUUUGAAGCAGUUGAAGACAAUGAGCUUACGUUCAAAGCAGGAGAGAUUAUCUCCGUUCUUGAUGACAGUGAUGUCAACUGGUGGAAGGGAGAAACACAUCGUGGAGUUGGACUUUUCCCUUCAAAUUUUGUAACAUCGGACUUGUCAGAACCGGAGAGUCCCAAGAUAGACAAGAAAAAAGUCCGGUGGGCUGAUGAAUCAAGGCAACAAGCGGCUUCAGAAGUGUCUUCAGUCCCCGUCAGAACCGAGAUCAGCGAGGAAAAGAUCGACCUCUGCACAAACAUGUUAAAAGGAGCUAAUAUUGAAGGAGAAGACGAAAGGGAGGAUACGAUUCAAGACAUGGAGGAUGAAUGUAACCGCAUGGAACCUCUUAUCAAAGAAAAAAUCGACGAGAGUGAAAGAAAACGCCAGGAAUUAUCCUCAAUGAAUGAGCAGUAUCUGCAAGCACUGAGCUUGUAUCAGAGGUUGAUGAAAGAGCCUUUACCAGUUCCCACUCUGCCGUAUGGAUAUGGAAGCAGUCCCCAGGCUUCUAUGAGCAUGUAUCAGGUGCCAGGUUCCGCAGGACAGCAAUAUCCUCAAGCUCCUCAGCUUUAUGCCCCACAUCCUGCAGGCUAUCCCCAGGUCUCUCCUCCUACUUCACUUCAGUACAUGAGCGACCCAGGCACUGUAAUGGGAUCGUCUGGUGUGAGUACGGCUUAUUCCAGUCAAGGUCCUGUGCAACCCUAUGCAGGUCACGUGCCUAACCAACCUACACAGCCCAGCCAGGCACAUUAUACUGCUCCCCAGGCAUCAAUGCAGCCGCGAAACAACGUUCAACAAACGUUCCCGAGCCAACAACAGGUUCAAGCACCACCGAUGUCCUACCAACAGCAGCACUUACCCUACCAACAGGGGUUCCCUGCGGCACCUCCCGAGUACCCAUCCCAGAGUGCACCACAGGAUUACUAUGGCCAGUCCCUAACACAACCUAGUGCAUCAGGUUACCCGAGUUUCCCCGCGCAGCCACAGAUGGUUUAUUCGCAGCAACCGCUGAUCUGAUAGUGACAGUGCUGGUAGUCUCAUCUUGAAAUAUUUCUUAGCGUUUAAAUUUCGCUGAUUAAAAGCAGCGAUAUAAUUCGCCUUAUUUCGGGCAGCAUUGAUCAUGUAAAAACGAUUCUUAUCCUAAAAAUUAAUGGAUUACUUUAACAAAAUUUGAUAAAGUGGAAUCAUAAAUAGGGUCGAAAAUGACUGCUAUCUAGAAUUCCAAAAUGAAAACGGGUGAACUUUGGCGGAGCGUGGGUUCGAUUCAUUUUCACAGUAAAUUAUCGAGCGAGAAGGAAAACAUUUCUCUAAAUUAUCCGUCAAGGUUUGAUCUUCCCUCCCUCUUCAUCGAUAUUUUAGAAGUUUGCGAAGGCAUAACUACAGUUAUCUCUUGUAAUCAUUUCCAAAGAAGUACAAAGUGGAAGAAUUUAUUUCUUAUGAAGUGUUCUUAAACGAUACCAAUAAAGAAAAAAGGAAAAUCAACUUGUACAAAACGAUUAACAGUACCACUUGUAAGUAGGACGUAGCACAUGUAGCUGUAAUUUGAAAGGUUUCACACAAGAUAUCUUGUGAUCGCACCGCACGGCUUAAUGAGCAGUGCCAAGUGAAUGCACUGAACUGUUAUUAGAUAGCCAUUCUCGGCUUACACACAGUCCAAACGGUUAGAUUUACCUUGUUUAGAACAGUAAGCAAUUUGCCUAAAAGUGCUGCUUGGUAGCUUUAACUGAAACAGUUAGAGGAAUUUAUACACUAAUUUAACCCUUUAUACUCUGACAUCAGUAUGCAUAUUCCCCAUACUGUUUUCUAUACAUUUGAUAAGGUGCUGACAUGGAGAAUUUGUUUAACAAUCAAGAGCUUUAGUUUCUUUACUCUCCUGACCAUAAUGUUUGAUUUAGGGGCGAUAUGGUUAGGAGAGAUUAGAUACUAGUCACUCUUAGGGUUAAAGCGGUAAAAGUUUUUGCACAGUUUACACAGUAAUAAACAGUAGCACAUGCACGCUCGUGACUUAAAUUUAUUUAACUACUCGCGCAGUCGGGUUUUAGCCUCGCUCUUAAAAGUUAAAUAUACUUUGUACAACAAAACUGACAUCACUGGCAAAUGAAAGUAUUGCCUUAGCGCUUCAACUUAGCCUCGUGGAGGCGAAGAAUUGUCAAUCAACGAUUGAUUAUGGUUAUGGAUUCGAAAUUCAAUCUUUUCAUUUGCCAGUUAAGUUAGCUGUAGUUCGUUCCUUUGUUUUACUAUUAUUACAAACUUCUUUCGAAAUUUUUGCUCAUUAUUUGAAUGUUGAAAUUAUAAGUUAGAAGCGGUAAUUAGACCAGACCAAGUGGAAUGAAGUGGGUACUUUAUGAAUAUGGUCCUAUCAGAAAUAAACGAAAAAAGUAGUCAUUGAUUAUGAGAGGUAGUUAGAUUUGUGUUUUAAUCCGUUAUACUGUAGGGAAACCGGUGUCCUCAGAGGCAGUAGGAAGAAGGGUGACAUGCCUGAAAUUUUGAGUAAGAAGUUGUAAUUAGACCAGACCAAGUAGAAUGAAGUGGGUGCUAUCAGAAAUAAAGGAAAAAAAGUAGUCAUUGAUAAUGA
Messenger RNA from Pocillopora damicornis (cauliflower coral), 3373 nucleotides. Its product is annotated as signal transducing adapter molecule 2. Gene Ontology annotation, cellular component: ESCRT-0 complex. The record is from RefSeq and is a predicted model, not a curated record. Gene Ontology annotation, biological process: protein transport to vacuole involved in ubiquitin-dependent protein catabolic process via the multivesicular body sorting pathway. Gene Ontology annotation, molecular function: ubiquitin binding; phosphatidylinositol binding. Lineage: Eukaryota; Metazoa; Cnidaria; Anthozoa; Scleractinia; Pocilloporidae.